Bufo gargarizans (Asiatic toad) is the source of this 3001-nucleotide messenger RNA. It is a transcript of the gene NOP14, whose product is annotated as NOP14 nucleolar protein. Gene Ontology annotation, cellular component: nucleolus; small-subunit processome; Noc4p-Nop14p complex. Lineage: Eukaryota; Metazoa; Chordata; Amphibia; Anura; Bufonidae. Gene Ontology annotation, biological process: maturation of SSU-rRNA. The transcript has 18 exons. Bases 64 to 2691 code for a protein of 875 amino acids. The record is from RefSeq and is a predicted model, not a curated record.
UCGGACUUCCGGUGCUGGGGUAACACGUGGUUUGUAGGGCUUGUGGCUGCUGUCACUGCAGCGAUGGGGAAGACCAUGAAGAAAGGGAAGAAACCGCUGGCGGGGGCCGCGGGGCGAGUCGUUAAAGCCCGCAGCGAGGUCCGGGAUAACCCGUUUGAAGUGAAGAUCAAUAAGCAGAAAUUCAGCGUCCUGGGCAGGAAGACCAAACACGACGUGGGGCUGCCGGGGGUGUCCAAGUCCAAGGCUCUGAAGAAGCGCAAGGAUACUCUUCUCAAAGAGUACCAGCAAAGAGGGAAGUCCGGCCUGUACACUGACAAACGAAUUGGAGAGUAUGACACCAAACUGACUCCCGAGGACAAGAUGAUGAAGAGGUUUGCCUUGGAGCGACAGAAACACGUUGAUAAGAAGACGGUGUAUAAUCUGAAUGAGGAGGAGGAGCUCACCCACUACGGCCAGUCUCUGGCAGCCCUCGAAAAGCUGAAUGAUGCUGUGGACAGCGAUAGUGAUACAGAGGAACGCGGAGCCUUGUCAGCUGAAUUAACGGCUGCACAUUUUGGGGGCGGCGGCGGGUUGCUGAGAAAGAAAGCGGCUUCCGAACGAAUAGAGGAGGAACCUGAAAAGCCGAAAACACGGAAAGAGCUCAUUGAGGAGCUGAUUGCAAAAUCUAAGAUGGAGAAGAGAGAGCGACAGAGUCAAAGAGAAAAGGCGCUGGAGUUGACGGAGAAGCUUGACAGUGACUGGAGGGCGAUACAAGGAUUGCUAGCUCACAAGACUCCUAAGUCUGAGAGGAAGGUAGAGCCUGAGAAACCAAAGCCUGAUGAUUACGACAUGAUGGUUCGUCAACUUGUCUUCGACAUGAAAGCCAAGCCCUCCGACAAGAUGAAAUCUGAAGCCGAGAUUGCAAAAGAGGAGCAGGAGAGACUUCAGAAACUGGAGGCUGAACGUCUCCGUCGCAUGCGAGGAGAGGAUGACAAAAGGAAAAAGAAGUCCAAACACAUCUCUGCAGAUGACUUGAUGGAUGGGUUCAUACUGGAUAAGGACGAUCGGCUGAUGCUUUCCUAUAAGGACGGGAAGAUGAACCUUCCUGAUUCAGAAGACAACGAGCUGAAGACUGGAAACGACGAUGAUGAUGCAGUGGUCCAUGAGGGCGGCGAUGACGGAGGUGAGGGUAGUGAUGCUGGCGAUGAUGAAGGUGAAGAAGAUGAGGACACUGAUGGAAGUGGUGAGGAAGAGGAGGAGGGAAGUGAUGUUUCUGACAACCACUCAGACCUGGAGUCCAAUGGCGACAGUGAGGAAGAUGAAGAAGUGCAAGUUAAAGUUCUGAAGAAAAACAAAAAGAUAAAGGAGAAGCGCGCCGAAGAGGCCAGUUCUCAGCUGCCAUUCACAUUCAAUGUCCCGGAGUUGUAUGAAGAUUUCCAGUCUCUUCUGAGUGAGAAGCCGACUGAUCAGCAGCUCAUCGUCCUGGAGAGAAUUCAGAAGUGUAAUCAUCCAAGUCUGGCCCAGGGGAACAAGGCUAAGCUCGAGAAACUAUUUGGUUUUCUUCUGGAUUAUAUCAUGGACCUGGCUGGGCAGGAAACCCCCGAUCUUCAAACUGUUGACAAGAUGAUCGUACCCCUGUACAACUUGUGCCAGAUGUUUCCAGAGGCAUCAGCGGAUUGUGUAAGGGAUGCAUUACGGGAUAUUGCUCGCACCGUGGAUGAAGCGGUUGAAUCUAAAGGCAGAGCUGCGUACCCAGCAUUGCAUGUGCUCUUGUAUUUUAAGAUCACUGGAAUUUUAUUCCCUACGUCUGAUUUCUGGCACCCGGUGGUUACUCCAGCCGUGGCUGUGAUGAGCCAGUUGCUGACGAAGUGUCCCGUCGCCUCGUUAGAAGAUGUCACUGCUGGGCUUUUCAUUAGCUGCAUGUUUCUGGAGUACGUGUCGCUGUCUAAGAGGUUUAUACCGGAGCUGAUAAACUUCCUUCUGGGAAUUCUCCACUUGGCCACGCCACGCAAAGCUUCAGCCGAUUACGUCGUGGUUCCUCCGUUUAAAUUCCAUGGGAAGUCCUCAGAGCUACUAUUAAUUGACAGCACGGAGGAUUCUGCGUCGUGGGUGAAGAGGAAUCUGCCGCUGACCACCAUCAAUGGCCUGGACUCGGAGGACAAAACGGAGAUCAAUCAUUUUAAGCUCACCUGUAUAGCUGUGUGUCUAGACCUGGUAAAGAGAUGUGUGGACAACUAUGGCGCUUUACCAGCCUUCAAAGAGAUUUUCAGCCCAAUAGAGAAGAUUAUCCGUGGACAUCUCCCCCGAAACACGUUCCCUGAGAAAAUCCAGGACUUAUGUAAGAACAUCCUAGAUGAUAUUGAGAAGCACAGCAAGAAGCCUUAUAGUCCCCUUGUCUUUGAGAAACAGAUGCCCGUCCCAAUGAAAAUGUUCACCCCCAAAGUCAUGCCCGUCCUGGAGUUCGGCAAGAAGCAGGGAUGUAACAGGGUGGAGCGCGAGCGCAAGAAACUGAUCCACAAACACAAGAGGGAGUUUAAGGGCGCCGUCCGAGAAAUCCGCAGAGACAAUCAGUUCCUGGCCAGAGAGAAGCUAUCGGAGACUAUGCAGCGGGAUGCCGAGAGGAAGAGGAAGGUAAAAGAACUCUUCAACAGUUUGUCCACGCAGGAGGGGGAAUGGAAAGCUCUGAAGAAGAAAAAAAUGAAGGGGAAGUAACAUGGACUCUGCAUAGUGGAGUCGGUGUUGUCCGCGAUCUGUUUCUUAUGGGGACAGACUGGAUUUUCUUUUCCAUCUUAUGGAAAUAAUCCAUACAGUGACUUUCAUGGUUUUUCUUUAUUUUAACAUUGGACAUUGAGAUGCCAAGCGGUUGUAUAAAGCCACAUUAUGCCGGACAUGCCGUGUGUUGGCUGGAGCCAUGUCUGGGAGCCUUGGACGUAUUGAAGUUGUAUUUUUAAAUGUGGAUUGAAAUACUUUUACCACUUUAUUUGUGGAUUAUUUUGUAAUUACAAUCCAGAUUGUAUCCAGA